Momordica charantia (bitter melon) is the source of this 2242-nucleotide messenger RNA. Its product is annotated as acetolactate synthase 3, chloroplastic. Gene Ontology annotation, molecular function: flavin adenine dinucleotide binding; thiamine pyrophosphate binding; acetolactate synthase activity. NCBI's taxonomy places the organism in Eukaryota, Viridiplantae, Streptophyta, Magnoliopsida, Cucurbitales, Cucurbitaceae. The record is from RefSeq and is a predicted model, not a curated record. Gene Ontology annotation, cellular component: acetolactate synthase complex. Gene Ontology annotation, biological process: L-valine biosynthetic process.
ACCUCAAAAUAUUUUUCAAACUAUAUAUAUCCAUCUCAUACAUAUUUAAUAUAUCAAUUUCAUUCCAAGAAAGUAAUAACUAUGCUUCAUCUGGCCUCCUUCUCCAUGCCAUCAAUGGCAGCUAUGUCCUUCUGCACCUCCAUCUCCAAAUACUCUUCUUCCUCUACCUCUUUCAAGCCUUCGAAACCCAUCUCCCCAUUCUUUCAAUCAUUCUCUAUUCUUACCCAAAAUCACACCUUUUUCUGCCGUCCUAUUCGCAUCUGUAGCUCUCUGUCUCCAUCCUCCGUCCCUGAAAUUUUCAUCGUCUCUCGAUUUGCCGCCGAUGAGCCGAGAAAAGGCGCUGAUAUCCUCAUCGAGGCUCUCGAGCGCCAAGGCGUCACUAGUGUCUUCGCUUACCCCGGCGGCGCGUCCAUGGAGAUCCACCAGGCCCUCACACGCUCCGCGAUCAUCCGCGACAUCCUCCCCCGCCAUGAGCAGGGCGGCGUCUUUGCUGCCGAGGGAUACGCACGCUCCUCCGGCCUUCCGGGCGUCUGCAUUGCAACUUCGGGGCCUGGCGCCACCAACUUGGUCACCGGCCUCGCCGAUGCCCUCCUCGAUAGCGUUCCACUAGUGGCCAUCACCGGCCAAGUGCCGAGAGGAAUGAUGGGUAACAAUGCGUUUCAGGACAUUCCCAUCGUUGAAGUAACUCGCUCCAUCACAAAGCACAAUUAUCUGGUUCUUGACGUAGAUGACAUUCCAAGGAUCGUGAGCGAGGCAUUUUUCCUCGCAACUUCUGGUCGGCCUGGUCCUGUUCUUAUUGAUAUCCCCAAAGAUAUUCAGCAACAGCUCGCGAUCCCCAACUGGAAUCAGCCCAUCAAAUUAUCGGCUUACUUGUCUACCUUACCAAACCCUCCGAACGAUGCCCCUUUGGAUCAAAUUUUGCGACUGAUCUCUGAAUCCAAGAAGCCAGUUCUGUACGUGGGUGGCGGGUGUUUGAAUUCACCGGACGAGUUGCGGCGGUUUGUCGGCCUCACUGGGAUUCCGGUGGCGAGUACUCUGAUGGGUCUUGGGGCGUAUCCAUGCAACCACGAGCUGUCCUUACAAAUGCUGGGAAUGCAUGGGACAGUUUACGCUAAUUACGCUGUGGAUAAAUCUGACCUCUUGCUUGCAUUUGGGGUGAGAUUCGACGAGCGUGUGACGGGGAAGCUUGAGGCAUUUGCGAGCCGGGCUAAAAUCGUUCAUAUUGAUAUCGACUCGUACGAGAUCGGGAGGAACAAGCAGCCCCACGUAUGGGUUUGUGGCGACGUGAAGUUGGCCAUGCAGAGAAUGAACCGUUUAAUGGAAGAGAACGCAGAGAAGCUUCUUCAUUGUGAUUUCUCUGCGUGGAGAGAGGAACUGGAUGGGCAGAAAUCAAAGUACCCACUGAGUUACAAGACAUUCGAGGAAGCCAUUCCUCCCCAGUAUGCCAUCCAAGUCCUUGAUGAGCUAACAAAUGGCAGGGCGAUCAUAAGUACAGGAGUGGGGCAGCACCAGAUGUGGGUGGCUCAGUUCUACAAGUUCAAGAAGCCACGCCAGUGGCUAACCUCGGGCGGGCUAGGAGCGAUGGGGUUCGGACUGCCGGCAGCCAUGGGCGCAGUAGUAGCAAAUCCCGAGGCGGUGGUGGUAGACGUUGACGGGGACGGGAGCUUCAUGAUGAACAUCCAAGAACUAGCAGCCAUCAGUGUGGAGAAACUUCCCGUCAAGAUCCUGCUGUUGAACAACCAGUAUUUGGGUAUGGUUUUGCAGUGGGAGGAUCAGUUCAACAAAUUAGGCAACAGGGCUCAGACGUACCUUGGAGAUCCAUCGAAGGGAUCAGAGAUAUUCCCAAACAUGUUGAAGUUUGCAGAGGCCUGUGGGAUCCCGGCGGCGCGGGUGACGAAGAAGUGGGAGGUAAAAACAGCGAUAAAGAAGAUGCUGGAGACUGAGGGGCCUUACUUGUUGGAUGUCAUCAUACCGCAUCAAGAAUAUGUGCUGCCUCUCAUUCCCAGCGGUGGCACUUUCAAAGAUGUGAUCACAGAGGGAGAUGGAAGAUCCCAAUCAUAAUAUUAGACUGGGUAUAGACGGCGGGUAUAGGAGAGCAAAGCUCCCGCUCUCCCCGCGGAGCACUUCCCCCAUUCCCUAAUCUCUAUUAUGUUGAUUGUCCUUUUAUCCUUUUCCUCUUCCCUUUUUCUUUCAAGUUGUAUCACGCAAAACAUUCCUCAAACACUUCCUUUACUUUACGUUA